AUUAGUACUGUAAUUACUUUUCCCAAGCAAUGAAAUUUUGAUGACUGAGUGACUAAAACAAAACAACACCACCACCAUUGAUAUUCAUUCAUUCAUUCAUACAUCUUCCACCGUCAUCGUCUCUGAAAGUUCCUUAAUCCUACUCCUAAACACCAUUAUCCCACAAUAACAACACUCCUAAACACAAUAUUAACACUUUUAAUUAAUACUACUAUACUAGUAUUAUUAUCACUACAUUUCCACCAACACUUACUAUUUCAGGUGAAUUAGGGUUACUACUACAUCAACAUUCUCUUUGAAAAUUCCACUCGCAGCAUUCUUCAACAAAAUGAUUCCAACUCGUUCUUCAUCUCAGAAUCAUAACAAGAAGAUGAAACCAAUAACAUCAACAACAAAACCGCCGAGUCCUUUACGGAGAUCUGAGAGAAAUCGGAACGUUUCAUCUUCUUCUACUUCUAUCAAUAAUCAUUCACCUGUUGCUUCUAGAACUCCUGUUUCUAAGAGACACGUGUCGCCUAAAGAGAAGAAUAAUCCUCCUGAUGAAGAAAAAGAUGCGGAAGUUUCGUUGAAUCGGAAAGUUAAGAAAAUGGAUGCUCGUGUUUAUCGACGAAUUUUAACUCGAAAGAGAAGCAAAGAAUGCCAAAAGGAGAUAAAUAAUGAAGAUAGGUCGACUCCAGAAGAUAGCAACGUGGGUGGUGGCAAGACUGAUGAGAACUUGAAGGAGACUAGUUUACACUGUAAAGAAGUUUUUGAGGAUUGUAAUCUUUCAGCUGAAGAUGCCAAAGCUACAAAUAUGAGUGCGGAGUCUAGGUCGAGUGGGUCUGUGAAAGAAUUAUUAGAAAAUAACAAUGCGACUAUAAAACCAAUGGUGGUACCAUCUAAUUCCAGUACUCACGAGACUAGUGGGAUACCUGAAAAAGUUGAAGAGGAGACAUCGCAAAUGUUAGCAACUAUGGAUUCAGAUUCAAAUGAAAGUUUGAUUAGGAGAUGUGUUGGAAAUGAUAAGGGUGGAAAUUUAACACCUUCUAAAAGAAAAAGCACAGUGGUGGAUAAGUGUUCUGAUGUUUCUGCUACAUUGGCUGAUGAUGACAACUGCAACUUAAUUGUGGAUGCCAACCCUGAAAGGCUAGUGACCAGUAGGCCUACAAAAAGGAUAAGGGGGAUCAAUAAUGUUGACACUGCUUCAAAAUCUAAUGAUGAAAAGUCAUGUAUCAGAAACAAGGAAGGAAAAUCAGGAGAUUCAGUGGAGAAACCUCAAGGGAACAAUGUUGAAACUGAGAAAAUAAGGAAACAGCAGAAAAGCUUACAUCUUUCACUGAAGCCGGAGAUAGCAAAGCUCUGUGAAAUUCUUCGUCUCCCAGAUAAUGUCAAGAGUAUGGUUGGGAAAUUUCUUGAAUUUACCAUGAACAAUUACAAGAUCUGUACAGAACCAGUAUCAAUAUUACAAGCUUUUCAAUUAUCUCUGUGUUGGACUGCUGCUUCUUUGCUAAGGCACAAAUUUGACACUGCAGCUUCCCUCAUUCUUGCAAAGCAGCACUUGAAUUUUGACUGUAAGAAAGACACGGUUGAUGAAAUUAAUGCAAUGCUGUGGGAUCUGAAGGACAAGUUUUUAGUAACCACAGAAAACACUAAUGUCAAUUGCUCUCCAAAGGCUUCUGAAUCAUCAAAUAGGACUCAUUCAAACACAGAUAUAACAUCAGAUGUUGAAAUGACCAAAACAGAUAUUUCCAGAAUUUCCAGAAAUAUUAAAGUAAGUCAGAAGGACAAAGACCAAUGGAGAAAGCUACGUCGUAUGCAUCAGGAAAAUAAACGUAAUUUGAAAAAAGAUUUGAACAAGGAAAUAGCUGAAUUUGAAACAGGGCGCCAAAUAGAGUGGAAUGCUAUCGUCAAACCCUCUAUGAAAAAGGAAGAGAUGAUAAAAAAAAGAGAGAUACAACUAGAAUUUAGAAGUAAGUUUACUACUGGAAUUGCAAAAUUGAAAAGUAAGUAUGAUGAACGUCUUAAGGAUCUUGAGACCAAAUAUUUAGAAGCACAGCAGAAAUUCCUAGAGUCAUCUGCACCAGAUGAAUUGUCAAACCUAGUUUCUCCAAAGGAACUCGAAACACCCAAUAAUGAUCCAAAAGUCCUUCUGUCGGAUGAAGUGCCAGAAACUAGUCGUGAACGGGCCACUGCCAGUGAAUUGAGUAGGGAGGUGGCUGUUGGAUUUCCCAGCACAGUCAGUAAUGAUUAUCCAGAGAAUGCAGCUCCUUUGAAUUCUUCAUCCACAGAUCAAAUAUCUGAUGGAGGUUUAGAUGGGGUUGUAUCAUCAAGGUCCUGUAGUUCUUCUAGUCCAAGUAAUAGUCGUCCAGCUACAAUUUACCUUUUGAAGUCACCUUCAACUCAACAAGUUCCUGACAGAGUCUUGCCGACCGUAACUGAUGGACAAAUACCAGUCACAGUACCAGAAUUGAGUAGAGAGGCAGCUGUGGGAUUUCCCAGCACAGUUAGAAGUACCGAUUGUCCAGACAAUGGAGCUCCUCUGAAUUCUUCAUCAACAGAUCAAAUAUUUUAUGUAGGUUUAGAUGGGGUUGUAUCAUCAACUCCUUGUAGCUCUUCUAGUCCAAGCAAUGGCCGGCCAGCUACAAUUUCCUUUUUGAAUUCACCUUCUUCAACUCAACAAGUUCCUGGCAGAGUGUUGCCAGCCAUAACUGAUGGACAAAUACCAGUCACAGUGCCAGAAAAUAGCUCUGUAGAGGCUGAAUGUCAAUUAGGAGACAAUGUGGUAGUGAAUGAGAGUACUAAAUCAGACUACCAGGAAGUAGCACAUAGAACUAUGACAGAAAACACUUUGUCCCAGGAGACUCCGGUAUCUAUACCAGUGGAUCCAAUUGAGCCUCAAGAACAAGUGCAGGUGCAGCCAUUAUCAUCUGUAGAGUCAUUGCCUAGUCCAGUUUGUACUUUACCUGCUAAUCAAUCCAACCAUGUUUCAAUGGUCAUGGAGCCUCCAGACCAGGUUCGGCAAUUACAUUCUUCAGGGAUCCUUUCUUCCAACCUGGAUUCCUCUAACUUACCUUCGGUGACUGGAGGUGAACACCGGGCAGCGACCAAUGAAGAUGCUCUCUCCAGCCAGAUUCCCGAGGCAUCAACUGAGGUUCAAAAUCAAGCCGUUGAGAAACCUGCCUCGAAUUUGGAAAUUGAUUCACAUUCACUUCAAGUUGUGCCUCCAGUCUCAAACAUGGUCCUUGAUUCCCUUGUGCCUGGUGGAGUCAGAGCCCAAUCAUCAGACACAAGAAAUAUGUCAACUCACAGAGUUAUCAAUAGUCAUCCUAUUCAAACUCCAGCACAAUCAGCUUCGAGGAAUGUUCAGCCGUUCUUCUAUGAUCCACUUAAUUAUGAAUUGGCAAGAAUACGUAAACUGAUGGAGCAAAAUAUGAAAAACCUUGAAGAUGAGAAAUUACAGCUGAAACGUAAUUAUGAGAAGGAAUUUGAGGAACUUCGCAGGAAGUAUGAUAUUCAGAGGAAGGAGAUUGAGGUUAAAUUUCAGGAAGAAGGGAAGAACUAUGAUACACAAUAUAAAACAGUUUAUUUACAUAAGAUAUUGGCCGAAACUGUUAUAAAGGCUAAUUUUGAUCCUAGGUUUUCUGGUGCAUCGGGAAUGCUGCAAGGUAUACUCCCUUAUGAUCCAGGAUAUUCACAGCAUUUAUUUCAGCCUUCAAGACAGCCAAAUGCUACUUGGCCCUCUCCAGUUUCUAGUCAAUAUUGCCGUGGACCUCCGGCAACCAAUUUCCAGAAUUCACAUGCUUCAACUGGCUCUCACACUAUGGUACGGCCACCUAUACCGGCCUCUUACAAUACAUCAAGAAGUUUCGGUGGUUUUUCUGCAAGACGACCACCUAUGAACUCCAUCUCUUCACCCUCAGGAAAUCUUCAAGCUGGUGGGGAGAUACGUGCCCGUCCACUGCAUGUCACGCCUUAUAGAUCCUCAACAUCUGUACCAGCCUCCAAUCUCAGUAGGGAGUUCCGUGCUCCUCAACCGCAUCUCUCGCCUUAUAGACCCUCAACAUCUGGACCAGCCUCCGGUCUUAGUGGGGAGAUACGCACCCCCGCACCUCAUCUUUUGCCUUGUAGACCCUCAACAUUUGUACCACCCUCUAGUCUCGGUGAAGUUCCACAUGGUAUGCCAAGUCAACCAGCACCUGGUAACUCACAGUGGUUUCCCGGACCAUUGCCGGCAAUCUCUCAGUUUGGUCCUUAUAGGGCACAUGGCCAUUCGAACACGGGUGGGUUCCCCACUCCUACCGUAUCUGCUAUGGAUAUGCACAUGAGUGCUAAUAGUCAAUCUAGCAUUAAUCUGCCAAAUACUCAGCAACGUACGUCAGAUUUGGCUUCUUUGAAUCAUUCUCAAGUUGGCACAAGUAGCAGCAUGCCGGCUACCUCGGUCCAAGAAGCUACACCUUCUGAUGUUGUCUGUUUAUCAGAUGAUGAAUGACCAGAGAAAGUGUUCAUACAUCAUACAUUUUUGCAUAGUUGUCCUAACACAUAGGCAAUGAUACAAGCUCCUUUUGCCGCCAGUUUAAGCGGGCUUCUGACUUCAAUUUAGGACAGAACUUUGAUAAUGGUGAUACCAUAUGUACAUAUAUAUGGAAUGUAAUUAAGUACAUGGUUAUCUUUGGGAUUGCAAUUAAUGGCUGUUAAAUGAAAUAGUAUUUUCAUAUCAAUUGUAGCCUGUAGGGAAGAGGCAUCUUAACCA
Molecule: messenger RNA, 4729 nt
Organism: Trifolium pratense (red clover)
Lineage: Eukaryota; Viridiplantae; Streptophyta; Magnoliopsida; Fabales; Fabaceae
Product: helicase protein MOM1-like
Exons: 9
Coding region: 329-4468 (1379 amino acids)
Biological process (GO): heterochromatin formation
Source: RefSeq, a predicted model, not a curated record